This is a messenger RNA of Coccidioides posadasii C735 delta SOWgp, 810 nucleotides long. RefSeq names its product Arp complex subunit (gene ARC19). Gene Ontology annotation, molecular function: actin filament binding. The record is from RefSeq and is a predicted model, not a curated record. Lineage: Eukaryota; Fungi; Ascomycota; Eurotiomycetes; Onygenales; Onygenaceae. Gene Ontology annotation, cellular component: Arp2/3 protein complex; actin cytoskeleton. Gene Ontology annotation, biological process: actin filament polymerization; Arp2/3 complex-mediated actin nucleation.
CACAUAAGGAGAUAAGUCCCAGGUUAUCAUAAAGCUCUUCGAUUCGGUGGACGACGCGAACGCGGCCCCUCCAGGCAUCUAUCCUCCAGCAGGAUGUCUCAAUCCUUACGGCCAUACCUUCAAUGCGUUCGAUCCUCCUUGACCGCCGCUCUUGCUGUAUCAAACUUUGCCUCACAGACCUCAGAAAGGCACAAUGUCCCUGAAAUCGAAGCCGCUACUUCGCCGGAGCUUCUCCUCAACCCCCUAACGAUUGCACGUAACGAGAACGAGAAGGUUCUUAUCGAACCUAGUGUGAAUAGUGUUCGAGUCAGCAUUCGAAUUAAACAGGCUGAUGAGAUUGAGCACAUCUUAGUACACAAGUUCACUCGUUUCCUAACGCAGCGAGCGGAGGCGUUCUUUAUCCUGCGAAGAAAACCCGUAAAGGGUUACGAUAUAUCCUUCUUGAUAACGAAUUUCCACACCGAAGCCAUGUUAAAGCAUAAGCUGGUAGACUUCAUCAUACAAUUUAUGGAAGAAGUGGACAAAGAAAUCUCCGAGAUGAAACUUUUUUUAAAUGCAAGGGCGAGAUUUGUCGCAGAGUCCUUUUUGACACCAUUCGAUUAGUAUUUUUUAUGAUUAGCUAUUACCUCAGCGCAAAUAUUCACGGAAUUUAUGCAACCAUAAGUGUCCGGGCAGAGAUGUCCCGGGUACCGAUAUCUGUGAUCUGCCACAUCUCUCUGACUAUGUCCUUUAUUGAACCGCUUGGUCAAUAAUGCCAGGAUCCCAUGUCAAAUUUCUAGUACCAAAUUCAAAAUAUUCGAUAAACUGAUA